AUGGCUCAAGAAAAUACAUAUCGAGUUCCCAAGCGGAUCAUUACAGGCCACGAUGCCCGGGGCAAGGCCAUUGUUGAGAAGAUUGACGAGAGCGAGUGGCUCAAAAUCGCCGACGACACGUUCCGCUACAAUGUCAUGUGGUCGACGAGCACCUUUCCCAUUGACAUCAAGCACGACAACUGCUUAGAGAACGAAAAGACGGUCAUGUCGCUCUCGAUCCCUAACGGCACCGUCCUACGCAUGGUCGACCGGGCGCCCGGCUCGUCGUCGGCCAUGCAUCGGACCCAAAGUCUGGACUACGGCGUCGUCAUCGAGGGCGAACAAGAGAUGAUUCUGGACUCAGGCGAGACAGUACUAUUGCAACGAGGGGACGUGUGCAUCCAGCGAGGCACCAUGCACCAAUGGAGGAACCCGGGUCCGGGCUGGAAUAGAAUGUUGUUCGUCUUGAUGGACGCCCUACCCGUCGAGAUUGCAGGAAAGGUCUUCCGGGGCGAGACCGGUUACGAGAAGGUCAAAGAAAUUGGCUCGCGUCUGUGA
Messenger RNA from Exophiala spinifera, 537 nucleotides. RefSeq lists its product as uncharacterized. Bases 1 to 537 code for a protein of 178 amino acids. The record is from RefSeq and is a predicted model, not a curated record. The transcript has a single exon. Lineage: Eukaryota; Fungi; Ascomycota; Eurotiomycetes; Chaetothyriales; Herpotrichiellaceae.